AUGGCUUCUCCGCUCAUGGACACCCUUCUCGAAAUCCCCGAGCUCUCUACGUAUGCUCACGUGUAUAACAUGACGGGCGGGAUUGUGGAGAUCAACCCGAUGUUCACCAAGCGAUUCAACUACGAUGAAGACAAACGCAACUAUACCUUCCUGGCUCCAACCAAUGCCGCAUGGGCCAAAAUCCCUGCUCCAAUCUUCGACAUUCUUAUGACCCAGCAAGCAUACCCCCUCAUCGAGGCGCUCUUGCGCACGCACAUCAUCGAAGCCGGCCUCACCGCCGCCGAGCUCGUCAGCGUAUCCGCCAGCAGCACCGCCGGCGGCAUCUCCACCGCACUGCAGCUCUCCAACACUACCUCCCAAUACCAUCACGGCGUCCUCACCAAGACCGUGCAGGGCUACUACAUCGACGCCACGAACGCCACGAACGGGACGAUUCACAUCGACGACCAGGCGGCCAUUGUCCGGGCCGAUUUGGUGGCUGACAACGGCUUGAUCCACGAGAUCGAUCAGAUCAUCGACCCGUUCUUGAUCUACGGGGGGGGCCCCAGCAACCGGACUGCGGCGCCUACAUACGAGAAGACAGACCUGACGAUCGGGGCGUUUCUGACCACCGAUUCCCGACUCGUCAACUCGUCGAGUAUUCUCUCCGUGAAUUCCCCGGAUACUAUCCGGCGGCUGUCGAAGCAGUCGGAAGCGAAGCAGUUCUUCGUGGCUCCGCAGAAUGAGGCGUUUGACUUGAUGCCGACUCUUUUGCCUGUGUAUCAUACCCUAGUCGCCCCGUACAAAAGUCCCUUCAACACACUCAUGUGGCAGUCCGGCUGGAUCGACAGUAAUGGCGAGCGAUUGAAUAGCAAAACCCUCAACGGCUCGAUGACUGUUGCCAGCGAUGUGACCGGGCUGAAUUUGACGAUUACGAAGGACAAGCAUGCCGUGUUUGUUCUGAACGCCGGGCUUGUCACGCAGGUGGAGACGGCGAAUGGGUAUUUGUGGAUUGUGGAUCGGUGGUUGGACCCUUUGUAUGGAGCGUUCGGAUCGGUUGAUCGCUUUGGGUUGCCAGAGUGGCCUUGA
This is a messenger RNA of Aspergillus saccharolyticus JOP 1030-1, 1068 nucleotides long. Its product is annotated as fasciclin domain-containing protein. The transcript is spliced from 3 exons. The record is from RefSeq and is a predicted model, not a curated record. The coding region runs from base 1 to 1068 and encodes 355 amino acids. NCBI's taxonomy places the organism in Eukaryota, Fungi, Ascomycota, Eurotiomycetes, Eurotiales, Aspergillaceae.